GGGUCCGAGUGGAAUCCCAUGUCUUCGUCCGCGGCCAGCGAGGAGUUAAAAAUCUCAGGUCCAUCGUAGAGUCCCCCCGAUAUCACCAAGGUGUCAUCCGGUACGGACCUGUCCCCUGUAGGAGGAAGAGCAGCAUAAUGACCAAGACUUUCCUCUCUCUCUUUGCCGAUUGACAGCUCCUGUCGUGUGGAGAUGGCUUUGGAUUUGUCCGUUUCCAUUCUCCUCUGCCUGCUGGUGGGGCAGGCGCUGACCAAAUGCGCUCCCCAAAACUACACGCUCUACGUGGAGAGAAAGGGGUGUGAGCACUGCGUGGCUGUCAACACCACUGUCUGCAGCGGAUACUGUUUCUCACGGGACAUUAACGUGAAGGAGUGUGGGCUGAGGCCCUUUCCCUGGCAGCGGGCCUGCAUGUACCGGUCACUGGCCUACCACACUGUGCUCCUGCCCGGGUGCCGGCGCGACACCGACCCCCUGUUCUCCUUCCCCGUGGCCCUGUUCUGCCACUGCAGCCGCUGCAACACCAGCACCACGGAGUGCCUACACAGGGUUAAGAGGUUUCCCAACCCGCGCGACACACCCCUCUGCCACGCCAAGUCCCUGUCUGAAGCAGCCGCCACUACCCCAGGGAUCGAAGAAUGAAAGGCUUUGCGAAAUCCUAAAAAAUGUGGGUGAGGUAACAAUGUCAUCGACUGACCUAGGAAUUUUAAAGGCCCAUGCGCAUCAGCUUUCUCUUCCUGGUUUUAGUAUGUGAAACGACCACAAAACGUUCGGAAAGAGCAGAGUCCCUAACCACGCCCCCAGAGUGCCCCAGAGCCCAAUGGUAACAUUUAGUGAUGUUGACUGAUAAUUAUUCAAAAACAUACGUCAUGUCACAUGGGAAACCAUUUUACAAACAGCUUGGAAAAAUAGCACUUUAUCUGUAAAAUAUGCAUACUUCAACCAAAAUUGAUUUGUUUGUACCCAUGUACAGUAUGGAACACAAAUCGAAAGCUCCAAGAUGAUAUGAAACCUUUGGAAAUGCUUGUGGGCCUUUAACCAAUUGCUGUGGUGUUGCUUCAGAGAAUAAAAUAAUUUUGAUUGGUUUAGGCAUGUCAAAGGUUGACAGCUCAUUGUAACUCCACCCCAUUUUGAGGGCCAUUGAAACCUCACAUUUGUCAUCACUGGCUUAAUUGUACUUGCUAGCUUGACUGUUACUGUGUACUCUGAUAGUUUAGUACGUGAAAUGUCGGGUGGUAGUUGUACACAACUGGAAGUACUGUAGCAGUGAAGUAGAGCACAAAGUGAAGUUAGGAUGUCUGCUAUAUAUCAGUGUUUAUCAUUCAGAAUAAUGUCUGUGUAGUGCACUGUAAACUCCCUCCAUGGUUUUAGCCCUGAUAGGGCGAUAGGUUAAUCAGGUCAAGUUUUGGUGUCAGGUCACAGGAACUAUGCUAUCAGACCUGGAAUGAAAAGCACACAAGGUAUCUGAGAUUUUUAAAUUUAUUUGAUCUAUAUUUAUCCAAGCAGAGAACAAACUUACCUAUCGGCAUACUACUACACAUCUAAACAGUAUGGCUUUGCUGCUAUUAUCUCCCGCCAUUAUCUCACAAAGUCAGGAAUGCCUAAAUGUAAGCCUCAGCCUCCCUUUGAAAAUCUGUUGAAAGUGCGGUAAACUAAAAUAUCGUUCACUUACGUUUAGCUACACCGUUGUCCUUUGAGCUCAUAUGAACCUCAGUAUCCUGCGUAAUGUGAGAAUAACAGUGACGAAGACGAUGGUGAAAAUGAUGGUGAUUGUGAUGACGGUGGUGGGGGUAUGUUUUGUUCUUGCUGUAGUUGUUGUCUAUGAAAAUGUUUUGUAUCAAAA
This is a messenger RNA of Conger conger (European conger), 1840 nucleotides long. RefSeq names its product thyrotropin subunit beta-like. Gene Ontology annotation, cellular component: extracellular region; cytoplasm. The transcript is spliced from 3 exons. The coding region runs from base 193 to 639 and encodes 148 amino acids. The record is from RefSeq and is a predicted model, not a curated record. Gene Ontology annotation, molecular function: hormone activity. Gene Ontology annotation, biological process: G protein-coupled receptor signaling pathway. NCBI's taxonomy places the organism in Eukaryota, Metazoa, Chordata, Actinopteri, Anguilliformes, Congridae.